CGGGGCGGCUCCUGGUCGUUCCUCAAUGGGCUCGGGGGGCGCGGUGCCCCGGCACCCGAGCUGGCAUGGAUGCAUAAUGUAAUCAGAAGACUGUAGUAAAGUAGCUGAAGUCAAGAAUGGAAGUUAAACUUCUGAACUUUUAAAGAGGAUUUUAUUCACUUCUCUAACAAAGGCAGAGGGAAGAAAUAUUUUCUGCACUUCAUCUUUUUCAACCACCCUUCCUGAUGGAAAUAAAUUUGCUUUUGACUAUUAUUUCGUUUGUUUCAUGAUUGAUGUCCAGUGGUGAUUAAACUGAUAAAAGAUUGCCCUCUCAGAGAAAAUUAAUCUGUGGGAUUUUGUUUCUUUUGGAGCAACAACUCAAUGAACUGAUGAUAGCAGUUAAAGUUCAUUUGGCAGCUGACUUUGUCACAGUAACAAGUGACUGCAAGAAGUGACAAACUGCAAAGGAUUUGAAUGUUCCCUGGCUACUGAGAAUAUGCACAGUAUCUCAGAUAUUGGAGUGGCUGCAGUUUCAACAUAGAUCAGUUUUAGUGCUUGUAAAGAUGUCGGUUAGCGCAACAGAGAGUGACCCUCCUAGAUUCUUUGUUGGUGGUGAAGAUGGAGAUGAAUUAUUGGAUUCAUCCAGAUCUGCUGACUUUGAUCAUUUCUAUGACCAUGCAGAAGAGGAGGAUGAAGAGUAUGAUUCUCCACCAGAAAGGCUGAUUGUGGUUGGGAUAUGUUCCAUGGCAAAGAAAUCCAAGUCUAAACCAAUGAACGAAAUUCUGGAACGCCUCUCCAUGUUUAAGUACAUCACAGUGGUAAUAUUUGAAGAGGAUGUCAUUUUGAAUGAACCUGUAGAAAACUGGCCUUUAUGUGACUGUCUCAUUUCUUUUCAUUCUAAAGGAUUUCCACUGGACAAAGCAGUUGCCUAUGCAAAACUCAGGAAUCCAUUUGUAAUCAAUGACUUGAAUAUGCAGUAUCACAUACAAGACAGGAGAGAAGUGUAUAGCAUCCUCAAAGCUGAAGGCAUUUUACUUCCUCGUUAUGCAAUUCUGAACCGUGAUCCAAACAAUCCCAAAGAAUGCAGUUUGAUUGAAGGAGAAGACCAAGUGGAGGUGAAUGGGGAAGUUUUCCAAAAGCCAUUUGUAGAGAAGCCAGUGAGUGCCGAGGACCACAAUGUAUACAUUUAUUAUCCAACAUCUGCCGGCGGUGGAAGCCAGAGGCUUUUUCGAAAGAUUGGCAGCAGGAGCAGUGUUUAUUCCCCUGAAAGCAAUGUGAGAAAAACGGGCUCGUACAUUUAUGAGGAGUUCAUGCCUACAGAUGGCACUGAUGUAAAGGUGUACACAGUUGGUCCAGACUAUGCACAUGCUGAAGCUAGGAAGUCCCCAGCUUUGGAUGGCAAGGUAGAACGAGACAGUGAAGGAAAAGAAGUGAGAUAUCCAGUCAUUCUGAAUGCAAGGGAGAAGUUGAUUGCUUGGAAAGUGUGCCUUGCAUUUAAGCAAACAGUUUGUGGCUUUGACUUGUUGCGUGCUAAUGGACAAUCCUAUGUCUGUGACGUCAAUGGCUUCAGUUUUGUGAAGAACUCCAUGAAAUACUAUGAUGAUUGUGCGAAGAUACUUGGAAAUAUCAUAAUGCGAGAACUUGCUCCACAAUUUCAAAUCCCAUGGUCAAUACCUUUGGAAGCUGAAGAUAUCCCUAUUGUGCCAACCACAUCGGGAACAAUGAUGGAGUUGAGAUGUGUUAUAGCUGUAAUACGUCAUGGGGACCGUACACCAAAACAAAAAAUGAAAAUGGAAGUUAAACAUCAGAAAUUUUUUGAUCUCUUUGAAAAAUGUGAUGGAUAUAAGUCAGGAAAACUAAAACUGAAGAAACCAAAACAGUUACAGGAGGUGCUUGAUAUAGCAAGACAGCUCUUAAUAGAACUUGGGCAAAACAAUGACUCUGAAAUUGAAGAAAGCAAAGCAAAACUUGAGCAGCUGAAGACUGUUUUGGAGAUGUAUGGGCAUUUUUCUGGCAUAAAUCGUAAAGUCCAGUUAACCUAUCUCCCUCAUGGCUGUCAGAAAACUUCUAGUGAAGAAGAAGAUAACAGAAGAGAUGAACCAUCCCUACUUCUGGUUCUGAAAUGGGGAGGAGAACUGACCCCUGCAGGCAGGGUCCAGGCAGAGGAGCUAGGGAGAGCUUUCAGAUGCAUGUACCCAGGUGGACAAGGAGAUUAUGCUGGAUUUCCUGGGUGUGGUUUGCUUAGAUUACAUAGUACUUAUCGACAUGAUCUGAAAAUCUAUGCUUCUGAUGAGGGACGAGUUCAGAUGACUGCAGCAGCUUUUGCAAAGGGAUUACUGGCUUUAGAGGGAGAGCUCACUCCUAUUCUUGUCCAGAUGGUGAAAAGUGCUAAUAUGAAUGGUCUGUUGGACAGUGACAGUGACUCUUUAAGCAGCUGCCAGCAUCGUGUUAAAGCAAGGCUCCAUGAAAUACUCCAGAGGGAUAGAGAAUUUAUGCCUGAAGACUAUGAAAAGCUUACUCCAUCUGGAAGCAUCUCUCUCAUGAAAUCAAUGAAGGUGAUCAGAAAUCCUGUGAGAACGUGUGACAAGGUUUAUUCCUUGAUCCAGAGUUUGACUUCUCAAAUCAGGCAGCGAAUGGAAGAUCCCAAGUCCGCGGAUAUUCAACUUUACCAUAGUGAAACGCUAGAGUUAAUGCUGCGCAGGUGGGCCAAGCUGGAAAAGGACUUUAAAACAAAGAAUGGAAGAUAUGACAUCAGCAAAAUCCCUGAUAUUUAUGACUGUAUAAAAUAUGAUGUCCAACAUAAUGGAUCCUUAAAAUUAGAAAACACAAUGGAAUUAUACAGGCUAUCAAAGGCAUUAGCUGACAUUGUGAUCCCUCAGGAAUAUGGUAUUUCCAAGGCUGAGAAACUGGAGAUUGCCAAAGGCUACUGCACUCCUUUAGUUAGGAAAAUUCGUUCUGACCUUCAGAGGACUCAGGAUGAUGACACUGUAAACAAGCUUCACCCUCUAUACUCCAGAGGCGUUAUGUCUCCUGAACGUCAUGUUCGUACUCGGUUAUAUUUCACAAGUGAGAGUCAUGUCCACUCCUUAUUAUCAACUCUUCGUUAUGGUGCCUUAUGUGAUGAAUCAAAAGAUGAACAGUGGAAACGAGCUAUGGACUAUCUAAAUAUUGUCAGUGAACUCAAUUACAUGACCCAGAUUGUUAUCAUGCUCUAUGAGGAUCCAAACAAGGAACUUUCUUCAGAGGAACGUUUUCAUGUGGAGCUUCACUUUAGUCCAGGAGCUAAAGGCUGUGAAGAGGAUAAAAACUUACCAGCUGGUUUUGGAUAUAGACCUGCCUCCCGAGAGAAUGAAGGCUCAAAGAAAACCUCCCAUAAAAAUGAUAGUGAUGAGGAGUCACAUACUUCUAAAAGAGAUGAAACGGAUCGAUCAAUAGUGGUAUUCAAGCCAAUGGUGUCAGACCCAAUUCACAUACACAGAAAGUCACCCCUUCCAAGAUCCCGGAAGAUUGGUUCUGUUGAAGGAGCAACUGAUUCCAGUGGCACAGUGGUUGAAGGUAAGAGAGCAAAUUGGCACUAUGCUUUGAGGGGUGGGGAAUGUGUGUUUUCCAGAGUCUUCAGAUAAGUGCCCUAAGACUUUUUGGGCUCCCAGUGUAGAGGCCAUGACACCAAGGAGUUGAGAAACUGUCAUAAAAGGUGCUCUAACAUCACAAUAGUGAAGCAAGUCAGUGAUGAUUGACUGUAUGCUAUUAAUAUAGUUGAACAGUAAAGACACUGUUGGUGCACACUAGUACCUAAGUGACACUGAGGCCUGGGCUACACUAGCAGCGGGGUUCAAACUAAGAUACGCAACUUCGACAUAUCUUAGUUCAACUUACCUGACCAUCCUCAUGGCGGUGACUCGACUGGCACAGCUCCUCCGUCGAUGUCACUUACUUCUCCUGCCGAAGUGGAGUACAGGCAUCAAUUAGCGGAUCGAUUUUAUCAUGUCCAGAUGAGACGCAAUAAAUCGAUCCCCGAUACAUCGAACACUGCCUGCUGAUCUGGCGGGUAGUAUAGACGUACCCUGAGUGUAGGUCUACGCUUAAAAUACCGCAGAGGUGUAGCUGCACUGCUGUAGCACUUCAGUGAAGACGCUACUCCACUGAGGGGAAAGCUACUCCCGUUGGUGUAGUUAAUCCACCUCCGCAAGAGGCGGUAGCUAUGUCAAUAGGAGAAGCCCUGCGGUUGACAUAGUGCUGUUUACACUGGGGAGUAGAUUGGUAUAAUUGCGUUGCUCAGGGGUAUGGAUUUUUCACACCUUUGAACGACAUAGUUACAUAGUGAUGCAAGUUUAUACUGUAGACCUGGCCUGACACUAGAACAUAAGAGGUACAGUUUAAUACCUUAUCCUCAGUUGCUUAAAACCUCAAAGAACUGUAUACUCUUUUCCCUGCAUAUUAUCUCAGGAAUAGGUGCUUAUAUAGACUGGGAAUAGUACGAAUUCCAAGUAACUUGGUUACUGUCAAUGUGUGGAAAAUAAUACGGAUGUUUUUGUUUUAUUAUGAUCCGUAUAUAACAUAAAAAAAUUAAGAGGUGAUACGUGUGAAUGUAUUACAGGGUUGCAUUUCCUGUUUUACCAUAAGCAAUGUUCGAGAGGAGUAAUCUCAGUGUUUUUGAAAGUGGCUGUCACUCCAAUAAUGCAAGCUCCCUUCCUAGAGAGAAGUUCACGUGCAGUUUUAUAGUAUUUCAAAAUUUUAACCAUUUUCAUUUUUUGUAAAUUUUCAGAAGCUGCUUUCAAGAGGUAUUAUUGAUAUGCAUUGCUAAACUUUGACUUUCAGCAGGUAAAACAUUCAAGUAGAAUCUGUUCCAGCAUCCAGCUUUUAUGGAAAUUCUAAAUUUUUGCUUCCUAUUGAAUUUUGAUUUUACUCAUAUAGCUGUGAAACUUUGUGCAAAGAAGGUAAAUUGGAAGAGCAAAUAUAUUUGUGUCUGCCACACUGAAAUCUGCAAAGCAGUCUUUGAAGAAUUUUGACCAGUUGAUAUCUUGAAAGUGUAGUUUGACUUCAUCUUAAAUUGCCUUUGAAUUAUUUCUUUAAAGAUAACUCUUUCUACUUCAGUCCAUUCAUUUAAAGGGACACUGUCAGGUAGUUUAGGCUCAACCUAAGUCUUCUUUUUAAAAUUUUAUAAUCUCCAGUAAAAUAAAAUUAAAACUUUAAAUUUAUCUGGAUUAUAGUCUUCAGCAGGGUCUAAUACAAACAUGGCAGCACUGUGCUAGUAAUGGAGACCAGAAAUGAAGUUGAUUAGUCUCAUUUCCCUGAGCUUACAAUUAAAUGGAAAAACUAAAGAAUAUAAAUUGUGAGAAAGAGAAAGAAAUUUACAUUUCUGAAAAGGUUCAGUGCUGUUUAAUCUAGAUCAUGAGUUCUCAAACUGGGGGUCAGGAACCCUCGGGGUCAUGAGGUUAUUACACGAGGGGUCCCGAGCUGUCAACCUCCACCCCAAAUCCCACUUUGCCUCCAGCAUUUAUAAUGGUGUUAAAUAUAUUUUAAAGUGUUUUUAAUUUAUAAGGGGGGUCGCACUCAGAGGCUUGCUAUGUGAAAGGGGUCACCAGUACAAAAGUUUGAGGCCCACUGAUCUAGAUGGUAUUAACACAGGUAGACAAAUAGGGCUAUUUUUAGCCUGACAUUGUCCCUUGAAAUCUCUUUCUACUCUUUGCCACCAGAAGUUCCUUAGUGCUUUAAGGUCAAGAAAUCCUUCUUGCCACCCCUGGGGAGUCAGUCUUGUAAUCUCCAGUCCCGGUUCAAAAUCUUCUGGCUCUUUGAAAUAUGUGGUAGUACUUUAAAUGCAAAAUAAAAAUCUAUUAAAUAAUAGAUAGAAAAGCUUACUAUACAUUGAAGGGGGAAAAACUAUUAAACAGUAUGUUCAGAGUAACAAAUGUGUUCUGUUAACAGUGUUUUUUAAAGCCGUGGACCAGUUACUGACUACCAUUGUUCUAUCUUGCCAUUGGUAAAAUUUUAGUCUACCAGAAACUUGGUGAAAGUAGUGGAUUGAAAGAUGUAGUUUAAAACAUUAGUCAUUCCUAAUUACUGUUUAAUAGUUUUAAAGCUGUAAAUAAAAGAGUGCAAACAAACUGUAUUUUUUUUUUCUGAUCACUGGCUCUGUGGAAUCUAACUUUGCAUGCUUUGCUGUUUUUUUGCCCCCUUUCUCACUUCCAGGAAGAGAGCCCCCUGAGUGUGUCUAGCCCAGAGUGUAUUG
Molecule: messenger RNA, 6208 nt
Organism: Gopherus flavomarginatus (Mexican gopher tortoise)
Lineage: Eukaryota; Metazoa; Chordata; Testudines; Testudinidae
Gene: PPIP5K2
Product: diphosphoinositol pentakisphosphate kinase 2
Exons: 26
Coding region: 543-3602 (1019 amino acids)
Biological process (GO): inositol metabolic process; inositol phosphate biosynthetic process
Cellular component (GO): cytosol
Molecular function (GO): diphosphoinositol pentakisphosphate kinase activity; 5-diphosphoinositol pentakisphosphate 1-kinase activity; inositol hexakisphosphate kinase activity
Source: RefSeq, a predicted model, not a curated record